Messenger RNA from Hibiscus syriacus, 528 nucleotides. RefSeq lists its product as uncharacterized. Gene Ontology annotation, biological process: developmental process. The record is from RefSeq and is a predicted model, not a curated record. The transcript is spliced from 4 exons. Lineage: Eukaryota; Viridiplantae; Streptophyta; Magnoliopsida; Malvales; Malvaceae. Bases 74 to 349 code for a protein of 91 amino acids.
UCCCUUUUCUAUAAUUCUAUAUCUUUCCAGCAGAAACAGAGAUCUGUUUAGAACUAUAAUAUUUGUGUGAUUAAUGGGAGACUCUUCUGCUUCAUACAUCCACCUGGUACAGCAUCUUAUAGAAGAGUGUUUGAUAUUCAACAUGAGCAAAGAAGAGUGCAUGGAAGCUUUAUCGAAGCACGCCGAUAUUAAACCAGUCAUAACUUCAACAGUUUGGAAUGAAUUGGAGAAAGAGAACAAAGAGUUCUUUGAGGCUUACAUAAGUGGCAGAAGCCAGAGAUCAAGUGAGAUAGAGAAAAGGCAAAGGAUUCAGAAGAGGCUUAAUGCUAUAACGAAGGAUUCAGACUAAUACCAGAAAACGACGUCGCAGGAAUAGAAUGAAGAAUUGUAGAGCUCAACAGUAGUUGGGAAGCGUGACGGCAUGUGGGAAUGUGGGAGCAGUGUAUGAACAAAACGGGAUUGCAUGAGGUGAUGGCACGUCCUACAAACGUGGCACCGCCCUCUUUGUUUGCUUUUGUAAUAGUGUCG